Punctularia strigosozonata HHB-11173 SS5 is the source of this 1362-nucleotide messenger RNA. RefSeq names its product WD40 repeat-like protein. Gene Ontology annotation, biological process: negative regulation of fatty acid biosynthetic process. The record is from RefSeq and is a predicted model, not a curated record. Gene Ontology annotation, cellular component: cytoplasm; Cul4-RING E3 ubiquitin ligase complex. NCBI's taxonomy places the organism in Eukaryota, Fungi, Basidiomycota, Agaricomycetes, Corticiales, Punctulariaceae. The transcript is spliced from 11 exons. Gene Ontology annotation, molecular function: protein binding. The annotation marks the transcript as partial.
GAUAGACGUAUUUUGUUAUGGGAUUUCCACCAAGACGAUUUGACCGCACCAACACAUGCGCUAGCGGGACCAAAGGCCAACGUCUUUGCACUAUCUUUCUCCAGUUCUGGUCGCUAUCUCUACUCGGGCGACGUCGCGGCAGAUAUAUACAAGUAUGAUAUGAGUGCUAUCACGAAUUCUGUCGGAUACAAUGCUUCGCCUUCGGACACGGUGAAGCAACACGAGGAUAGCAUACGAGACUUAUCCAGUCACCCGCUCCAAGAGGAUAUCCUAUUGAGUGCCAGUGAAGACGGCAGUAUAGUUAUACGAGACGGGAGAGCUGGGAGCACUCUCACUCGCGCCCAGGGCACACUCCGUAACGAUACGGAAUUCACAUCGGUGCACUGGCACCCCUACAUGGAGCACAUCUUUGCCACGGGCGAGGACCAUGGAAAAUGCGUGCUGCGUGACGACCGCAUGGCUUUCGGGCCCUCCUCGUCGAGGCGCGCUGGGGGCGUGUAUGCAACCGAAAUAUCCAAGAGAAGCCUACCGUUCUUGAUUCGCCCCAGCAUCAGCAGCAUUGCAUUCAAUGGCGAUGGCACGAAACUUGCCGUGACAGUCCCGGGGUACUUUCCCAUCAUAUAUUCUGUCGGAGGAGACGAAGAGUGGCCGCUGGCGGUGUGCACGGGAAGGCAUCUACCUGAUGGAUCUCCCGCUUCUCCGGGCUUGCGAACGUACCGCAAUCAGUCAACGUUCAAGCAUGGAUCAUUCAGUAUGACCAGCGGGGGCGAUGAAUACUAUGCCACAGGUUCUGAUGACUUCCGGGCGUAUAUCUGGCAUAUACCAAGCAAUGCAAAGCUUGCAGAAGAAGGCAUACUAUUGAACCCGGAGCAUUGGGCAUCUCAAGAACCGGAUGUUGUCGGGUUCGCAACGUCCUUUCUCCGUGAACGAUAUAUUCCUGUGGAGCUCUCAACGCCCCAUACUCGUCUCGCAGGGCAUAAAUCUAUCGUCAACAAUGCGCUCUUCCAUCCACACUUCCCUCUUGUGGUGACAUCAGGCGUAGAACGACGUGUGGUGGUCCACAGCGCAUCGGAAUUCGUACCGUGGGCCUCGCAGCUUGAUCGUACGCCGGAGGCUGUUCGCGAAAUUGGUGCUACGGCAAGCAACGAGGAGAUUGAUCUAUACAGGAGGGCACUUCGGCAAACCCAUGCGACCUUGCGGGACGGGGACUCAUCUUCUGACGUCCUAGCGGAGGAAGAUGACACCGCGACCAUCGCCUUAUUUGACCAGAUCCUUCGACAAGAAGAAUAUGACAUUUUUACCACUCGCCGAACCACAACAGACUCGGAUGACGAAGAAUACGAGGACAUCAUCAGUUUGUGA